AUGCCAUGCCAAUCGCAGCUGCUGCGUCUGCGUGACAGCCGACGGACCCUACACCACAUCUUUCGCCAUGUCGUGACAUAUUCACCUCAGCAACUCCGCCAUGAAUCUACCACCCCUGCAACAGAGUCUGCUCCUGCCACAGAGUCUGCGCGACUUGAGAACGCACGACUAAAAGCCCGCCUAGCUGCUCUGAAGCGUCUCGACAAACACAUCAACCCGGACGACUUGUCAGCCACACUCGAAGCACAUCGAGAUGCAAAUCGCGCUUCCGUUAUUCGCAGAGUACAAUCCUCACGAUCCGACCCUGACGUCGUGCGCCCUUCUUUCCUAGACACUCGACCACCCGUGAGACUUGAUCGCGACUCCGAACAACCUGAGAACGAGACUCGAGAGAAGAAAGAAAAGAAGGACAAAGCUCCCCUGGCAGUCUUCUCUAAGCUUGCGUCCAACGGACCCAACGAGGCAGAUGAUCCCGCCGCAUUCCAACUUCGCUCCUUGAAAAGAGCCGCGGAGGCCACGCAGAGGCAGGCAACUCUAGAGUGGCAGCAAAAAUAUAACGAGGGACAGUACCAACGAUGGGUUGACUUCCUGACCAAGCACGAGGAUCCCUCACAACCGUUACCAGAAUACCGAAAUGAGGAUCGCGCUGCUUUCUUCACAGUCCUACGAAGAGCCUUCACCAUUAUUCGUGAAGAACAAGUCAAGCGUUCCACUACGAGGUUCGUCGACGAUCUGGCGCCUAAUGGUUUCUUGUCCCACUACGGCUUUGCACAGCCCAUCGUUCAUGGACUCAAAGGUUACCAUGGCUCCGAGCCCUGGCGCCGUCGACCAAAAGGCUCAAAUAAGCAAUACAGCAUUAGAUCUUGGCUAAAUACCGAGAUAAAAGCUUUCGCCGAGUGGAUGGAGAUGACUCCUGCAGAAAAAGCCGCUAGAGAAAGGCUUUCCGGCAUCCUGAUUGACUUGGUUCAACAAGCAAGACCAGGCCUCGAAGCCGAAAUAUUCGGCUCUCAGUCGACUGGUCUCACAAUGCCAAACUCGGACAUCGACAUUCGACUCACCGACCCAGCUUACAGCAAAGCUAAGUAUGAAGGCGAUCCCGAGGAUAAAGCUGCCAAAUCAACAUGGGCAGCAGAACAGUCGGCAUUAAGAAAAGUACGGAUGAUCUCUCACCUCCGUAUCAUCCAGAGCUUGCUGGCCAAACACGAGGACUUUGAUCAGAUUGAAAUAAACGACUCGGCUUAUUUCCCUCUGGUGAUAGCUGUCCACAAACCCACAGGCCUCAAAGUUCAAAUCGUGUCCACGAAACCCACAUGGGCCGCUCGAAGAGCAACUGAAAAGUACCUCGCCGAAUUGCCGCUACUGAAAGGACUUUUCUUGCUCAUGAAGACCACUUUGAAUCUGCGCAACCUGUCAGAUCCCUGGUUUGGUGGUGUUGGCUCCUACACUCUGUUUAUGAUGUGCGUAGCUGCGUUGAAGGACGGCAAUCAAAGAGACAAGCAGAAAAUGAAAUCUCCAGCAAUCAGUCUGCUCUACUUCCUCGACUACUGGUCCAAGUUCGACACCCACCGAGAAGCAUUGAGCAUCGAUCCUUUCCUCAAAUUCAGAAAGAAAUCAAUCCCGAACUUUGAUGAAAGAGAGGCUAGGAGAACGGACUCGUCCCUCUGGGCACGCCACCGCAUCGCCAUCCCCUCAACAUACAAACCCUGGAUGCUGCACCUCCAAGACCCUGCCGACCCCUACAACGACCUCGGCCGCAGCGCCCUCGCCAUUAAAGACAUCCAGGCAACUUUCAAACAACUCUACCACGACCUACUCUGGGAAAUCGAGGACCCAAAGAGAAAACAAGAGACUACGCCUCUACUCAAAAAUUUUGUCGGCAAUAGUGAGAGGUACUUUGAUGAGAUGAGGAUUCCGGUGGAUCUAUGGGGUAGCCAGUUUGUUGAAAAGAAUGCGGAAGUGGAAGGUCAAGGUGAGGUUGAGGGCGAGGAUGUGGCGGAUGUCGAGGCUGCUUCGAGAGAUGUGUCUGAAGAGGCAUCUUGGGACAGUGAAGACGCUGUCGCAACUCUACGCUACAUGCACGAUCUAUCAGGGUCAAAGCAAAAUGUCUAA
Aureobasidium melanogenum CBS 110374 is the source of this 2109-nucleotide messenger RNA. RefSeq lists its product as uncharacterized. Bases 1 to 2109 code for a protein of 702 amino acids. The record is from RefSeq and is a predicted model, not a curated record. Lineage: Eukaryota; Fungi; Ascomycota; Dothideomycetes; Dothideales; Saccotheciaceae. The transcript is spliced from 2 exons. Gene Ontology annotation, biological process: RNA 3'-end processing. Gene Ontology annotation, cellular component: TRAMP complex; nucleolus. Gene Ontology annotation, molecular function: poly(A) RNA polymerase activity; mRNA binding.